Messenger RNA from Cannabis sativa, 2194 nucleotides. RefSeq names its product phosphoglucomutase, cytoplasmic. Gene Ontology annotation, molecular function: phosphoglucomutase activity; magnesium ion binding. Gene Ontology annotation, cellular component: cytosol. The coding region runs from base 157 to 1905 and encodes 582 amino acids. The transcript is spliced from 17 exons. Lineage: Eukaryota; Viridiplantae; Streptophyta; Magnoliopsida; Rosales; Cannabaceae. Gene Ontology annotation, biological process: carbohydrate metabolic process. The record is from RefSeq and is a predicted model, not a curated record.
AUGAAAAAAUUGAAGUACACUCGUCACUCUUUGUAAGGUUUGGUUUUGCCACAUAUAUUUUGUUAUAUAAUUAGCUUAGCUUAUAAAUCACAGAGUAUCUCAUUCCCCAUUUUCACUAUCAUCUCUCUCUCUCUUCUCUUCAACCAAGCUACAACAAUGGUGUUGUUCAAUGUUUCCAGAGUUCAGACCAAGCCUUUCGAUGGCCAGAAGCCUGGAACCUCUGGUCUCCGCAAGAAAGUGAAGGUUUUUGUUCAGCCUCACUACUUAGAGAAUUUUGUUCAGGCAACAUUCAAUGCCCUUACUGCAGAAAAAGUUAGAGGUGCAACACUUGUUGUAUCUGGUGAUGGCCGGUAUUACUCAAAGGAUGCUAUUCAGAUAAUUACUAAGAUGGCAGCAGCCAAUGGAGUAAGGCGCAUAUGGGUUGGUCAGAAUGGUCUACUCUCAACUCCCGCUGUGUCAGCUGUUAUACGUGAAAGAACUGGAGUGGAUGGAUCAAAGGCAUCGGGAGCAUUUAUAUUGACUGCAAGUCAUAAUCCGGGUGGUCCUAAUGAGGAUUUUGGGAUUAAAUACAACAUGGAGAAUGGUGGACCUGCUCCGGAGGGUAUCACUGACAAGAUAUAUGAGAACACAACGACAAUCAAGGAGUAUUUAACUGCUGAUCUGCCCGAUUUUGACAUCUCUACAAAUGGUGUUACGAGCUUUGCGGGGCCUGAAGGACAAUUUGAUGUUGAAGUUUUUGAUUGUGCAAGUGAUUAUGUUAAACUGAUGAAGUCAAUUUUUGAUUUUGAGGCUAUCCGAAAGCUUCUAACAUCUCCCAACUUUACAUUCUGUUAUGAUGCCUUGCAUGGAGUUGCUGGGGCUUAUGCAAGCCGUAUUUUCGUGGAAGAGCUUGGCGCACAAGAGAGCUCUUUAAUUAACUGCACACCCAAGGAAGAUUUUGGUGGAGGACAUCCAGACCCUAAUCUGACUUAUGCUAAAGAGUUGGUUGCUCGAAUGGGUUUGGGAAAAUCGGAUACUCAAGGCGAACCUCCUGAAUUUGGUGCUGCUGCUGAUGGUGAUGCAGACCGUAAUAUGGUCCUUGGUAAAAGGUUUUUUGUCACUCCUUCGGAUUCUGUUGCCAUAAUUGCUGCAAAUGCUGUUGAUGCUAUCCCAUACUUUUCUGCUGGUCUGAAGGGAGUUGCCAGGAGCAUGCCUACUUCAGCUGCUCUUGAUGUUGUAGCUAAGCAUUUGAAUUUGAAGUUCUUUGAGGUACCUACUGGCUGGAAAUUUUUUGGUAACUUGAUGGAUGCUGGAUUAUGCUCUGUUUGUGGUGAAGAAAGUUUUGGAACUGGUUCUGACCACAUUCGGGAGAAAGAUGGGAUCUGGGCAGUUUUGGCUUGGUUAUCCAUUCUUGCGUAUAAGAAUAAGGAUAACCUUGGUGGUGGAAAGCUUGUGACAGUUGAAGAAAUAGUUCGUCAACAUUGGGCUAAAUAUGGUCGCCAUUACUAUACUCGAUAUGACUAUGAGAAUGUGGAUGCGGGUAAAGCAAAGGAACUAAUGGCGUACUUGGUGAAGUUACAAUCAUCUCUUCCUGAAGUAAAUGAGAUAGUGAAGAGUGCACGUUCUGAUGUUUCCAAGGUUGUCCAUGGUGAUGAAUUUGAGUACAAAGAUCCUGUUGAUGGUUCCAUUUCAAAACACCAGGGUAUUCGAUACUUGUUUGAGGACGGCUCAAGAUUGGUAUUCCGUCUCUCUGGCACUGGCUCAGAAGGCGCAACCAUCCGUCUAUACAUUGAGCAGUACGAAAAGGAUCCAUCUAAAAUUGGCAGGGAGUCUCAAGACGCACUUGGUCCUCUCGUUGAGGUUGCUCUUAAGCUUUCGAAGAUGCAAGAAUACACCGGCCGAUCUGCCCCAACCGUGAUUACAUAGACGAGCAUCAAUCGGUAUGGAAUUUGGAGGUUUCAUUAAAAAUGGUUAUGAAAUGGUGAAUGGUCUUUCUUUUUCAUUUGGUUCUCUUCUUUUAUAUAUGCUCUACCAAAUUGAGUAGAUUUUCAUACACAAUCACACAAUGAGAGUAUUGGGGUACCAUUAAUGUGUAGUGUAUUGAGAUAUAAAUUUUUGGUUUAAAAUAAAUGUAUAAAUAAGGUAAAUGUUGUGGCUAUCCUCAGCCAUCAGUAUCUGAACUCCAUAAAUUUGAAGUUUCAAUCUUUUUUUUUUU